CGAACCGUUAAGCGAGCAACAUGCACUCCCAACUCAUCGCCAUCUUGUUGGCCACCGUGGCCAUCGGCUUCUGUAUCGCGAAUCCCACCAUGAUCUCUGGACCUUCGAAAAUGUUCGAGAUUAUGAGCGCGGCCAGUGAAAUCCAGCCGAGUAAUGCCCAGCUAAACAAGGCUUGUUUCAAUCACUUCAGUGAAGUUUACGAAAACGAAUGGAUUGAGUACCAAGUGCAGUUCAAUUUGUGCGGGGCUACGUACAAUAGCAGUCGUGAAGAAGUCCUCAAGGGGUACGAUUCCUCUGUCUGGAAAUUGAGUAAUUCCACCUUCGAGAGCUGCAUGAAUAUGCUGGACUGUGAUUUCCAGAAUAAUAGUCAAGAUGCUCUAUCCUGCUAUGUCAAUGAGGGUCCGAUAAGCUCCAAGAACUUGAGCAGUGUUGCAUUCAACGCUUCAGUUUUCUACGGAAACCAGGCAUUAGAGUUCGAUCAACUGAUACAUACCCGCGACUUCUGCUACAACAAUGCCGCCCGGGACUACGAGGUUCAAUCCGAGAAAUCCUAUGCUGAUUUCCAGAAAUGCUUAGCCGGCCAGUAUACUAUUCCGGACCCAACUACCACCCCAAGCCCCACAACACCAACCCAAUCGACCCCAAUAACUUCUUCGGCUUCCACAAAUCCAACUACAGAUUCGACAACCGAUUCGACAACCGUCUAUCCAUCAACAGCCUCAAUUCAGGCUGUUUCCCAGAAUGGGCAAGAAGAAAGCGGCAAGGAGAGCCGCAGGAGCCAGCUGGCCAGAAAACUGCAGAGUAUUCUUAACCGGAGACAAUAAAAUUAAGCAAUUUAAAAGUGAAGUGUAAAAAUAUAUAUAAAAGUUGUAUAAAAAAUAAAAACCAAACCUGCUUCUUUAAUCAACUGA
Messenger RNA from Drosophila eugracilis, 911 nucleotides. RefSeq lists its product as uncharacterized. The transcript is spliced from 2 exons. NCBI's taxonomy places the organism in Eukaryota, Metazoa, Arthropoda, Insecta, Diptera, Drosophilidae. Bases 21 to 824 code for a protein of 267 amino acids. The record is from RefSeq and is a predicted model, not a curated record.